AUGUCUAGUAAUAAUACUCGUUGUGCAGCCUGCAAAUAUUUGAGAAAAAAAUGUCCUUCAGAUUGCAUAUAUUCUCCUUAUUUCCCCUCAAAUGACCCCCAAAGAUUUGAAAACGUCCAUAAAAUCUAUGGUGCAAGCAAUAUUGCCAGAAUGCUCCAGAAGCUUCCGAUGAAGUUGAGGGAAGAAGCAGCUAAUUCACUACACUAUGAAGCUCAUUGCAGAGUUAAUGAUCCUGUUUAUGGUUGUGUUGGAAUCAUUUACCAAUUACAACAAGAAUUAAAUGAGGCAUUUAACCAACUAGUCAAGACCCAAACUGAGAUUGCAUUCUACCUCAAUUUUUAUGGGCUUUCUCAUGAAUCCAUUGAUGAUCCACGUGUCUUUCAAGAAGACUAUUCCUUUGGUUUUGGAAGCUCUUAUACUCGGCCCAAUACUUAUGGGCUCAUGCCAUUUGAUCCUUAA
This is a messenger RNA of Amaranthus tricolor (Joseph's coat), 459 nucleotides long. Its product is annotated as LOB domain-containing protein 24-like. The record is from RefSeq and is a predicted model, not a curated record. Lineage: Eukaryota; Viridiplantae; Streptophyta; Magnoliopsida; Caryophyllales; Amaranthaceae. Bases 1 to 459 code for a protein of 152 amino acids. The transcript is spliced from 2 exons.